This is a messenger RNA of Haliotis rubra (blacklip abalone), 447 nucleotides long. RefSeq lists its product as uncharacterized. The record is from RefSeq and is a predicted model, not a curated record. Gene Ontology annotation, molecular function: hydrolase activity, acting on ester bonds. Lineage: Eukaryota; Metazoa; Mollusca; Gastropoda; Lepetellida; Haliotidae. Bases 1 to 447 code for a protein of 148 amino acids. The transcript has a single exon.
AUGGCGGACAUCAACAAACCAAUCAUCCUUCACCUCCGUGGAACCGCCAAAGACCGGUAUCAAAGGGCCCCACUGGAGGAAUGCAUUAAGAUCGCCCAUGCAGCAGGAAUCCAACCGAACCAGAAGUUUCAUCUGCACUGCUUUUCUGGAUCCUGUAAAGAAAUGGCCCUUUGGACCAAGAACUUCCCGGAGACGUGGUUUGGGUAUACCGGAAUGGUCGCCAGCUUUGACGAACACCAGCUCUCAGCCCUGCGGUUCCUGAAUGCAAAACGGUUUGUGCUGGAAACGGAUGCCCCCUACCUAUGGCCUCGCCCAGGUCACCGAGGGAUUAACAGCCCAAGAUUACUCGGUGAUGUGGCAACUCUGGUGGCUGAGGCUCGACAGAGUACUAUGGCCAAUAUCCUAGAGCGCGCCUACAUCAAUGCUAGGCAGCUCUACAGGGUAUGA